Molecule: messenger RNA, 4240 nt
Organism: Polyodon spathula (Mississippi paddlefish)
Lineage: Eukaryota; Metazoa; Chordata; Actinopteri; Acipenseriformes; Polyodontidae
Product: gamma-tubulin complex component 2-like
Exons: 19
Coding region: 58-2757 (899 amino acids)
Biological process (GO): meiotic cell cycle; microtubule nucleation; cytoplasmic microtubule organization
Cellular component (GO): equatorial microtubule organizing center; spindle pole; centrosome
Molecular function (GO): gamma-tubulin binding; microtubule minus-end binding
Source: RefSeq, a predicted model, not a curated record
UUGUCAGAAAAUCCAGUGUUUGUGUUGUUUGGCGCUUCAAAGAAGCGGAUUUCAACCAUGAGUGAGUUUCGGAUUCAUCAUGAUGUGAAUGAAUUGCUCAGUGUGCUUCGUGUUCGUGGAGGGGAUGGAGCGGAAGUUUACAUUGACUUGUUACAGAAGAACAGAAUUCCAUAUGUCACCACAUCAGUUUCUGCACACAGUGCUAAGGUAAAAAUAGCAGAGUAUUCCAAAACACCAGAAGACUUUCUCAAAAAAUAUAAUGAACUGAAGUCAAGAAAUGUGCGGAAUCUAGAUCCCCUGGUCUAUCUGUUAUCCAAGCUAACUGAGGAUAAGGAGACCCUGAAGUACCUCCAACAGAAUGCCAAGGACAGAGCAGAACAUUCAGCCAGUGCUACAGCCUCCAGCACCACCAGCUUCCAUAUCCCUCAAACUAGCACAAAAAUGUCUAUGCAGGAACUGGAGGAGCUGAGGAAGAAGCUUGGUAAUGUCACAGCCAGCUCCAACUUACAGCAGCCCUUGGAAGUUAUAAGGAAGAUGCUUCGAGAAAAGCACAAUAAGAAAAACCCUGUGCAGCCCAUCCCAGAGUUUCCAAACUGGGUGUAUGAGAGACCAGCCCUUAUUGGGGAUUUCAUUACUGUAUCCAGUGGAAGCACUGAUACAACUGUGCCUAUAGAUACCAUGGGAUUAGCUGCCCAGGAGCUUGUACUAGUGGAAGAUCUGUUGUACCUACUGAUUGGUGUAGAUGGCCGAUACAUCACAGCUCAGCCUGUCCAAGGCAGACAGAAUCGGUCCUUUACAGUGGACCCAACUCUAGACAUGUCAAUCAAGGAGCUUGUGAACAGGAUUCUGCCUGUUGCAGUGAGCUACUCCACAAUCAGCCGAUUUAUUGAAGAGAAAUCCUCUUUUGAGUAUGGCCAAAUAAACCAUGCACUUGCUGCUGGGAUGAGGACACUGAUGAAGGAGUACAUGAUCCUGGUGACACAGCUGGAGCAUUUGCAGAGACAAGGGAUGCUUUCUCUCCAGAAACUUUGGUUUUAUAUCCAGCCAACGAUGAGAACAAUGGAAAUUUUAGCUUCCCUUGCUACCUCAGUAGAUAAAGAAGACUGCAUGGGCGGAUCUACAUUAAGCCUUCUGCAUGAUCGAACUUUCAACUACACAGGAGACAGUCAGGCCCAGGAGUUGUGUGUCUAUCUGACAAAAGCAUCCAGUGUUCCUUAUUUUGAAAUUCUUGAGAAAUGGAUCUACAGAGGAAUCAUAAAGGACCCUUACAGUGAAUUCAUGGUGGAAGAGCAUGAGCUGCAAAAGGAAAAGAUUCAGGAGGACUAUAAUGACAAAUAUUGGGAUCAGCGAUACACAGUCGUUCAACACCGAAUCCCAGCCUUCUUACAAAAAAUGGCUGACAAAAUAUUAAGUACAGGUAAAUAUCUGAAUGUGGUAAGGGAGUGUGGUUGUGAUGUCACUUGCCCUGAGGCCAAAGAGAUCCUCUAUACACUCAAAGAAAGGGCAUAUGUGGAGCAAAUUGAAAAAGCUUACAAUUAUGCCAGCAAGGUUCUUCUGGAUUUCUUGAUGGAAGAGAAGGAGUUAGUGGCACGCCUACGAUCUAUAAAGCAUUACUUCCUGAUGGACCUAGGGGAUUUUUUUGUCUCCUUCAUGGACCUCACAGAAGAGGAAUUGAAGAAACCAGUAGAUGACAUCAUACCUACUAGGCUUGAAGCCUUACUGGAAUUAGCUUUGAGAAUGAGCACCGCCAACACAGACCCGUUUAAAGAUGAUUUGAAAAUUGAUCUCAUGUCACAUGAUGUUAUCACCCAGCUGCUUCGUGUUCUAGCUAUAGAAACAAAGCAGGAAAAAGCAAUCAUCAACGCAGAUCCCACUGAGAUUGCCCUUAGUGGGCUGGAGGCUUUCUCCUUUGAUUACAUUGUAAAAUGGCCACUGUCCUUGAUUAUCAAUAGGAAAGCUUUAACCAGAUACCAGAUGCUGUUCAGGCACAUGUUUUAUUGCAAGCAUGUGGAAAGGCUCCUCUGCAAUGUGUGGAUCAGCAAUAAAAAUGCAAAGCAAUAUUCCUUGCAUUCUGCUAAAUGGUUCGCAGGAGCAUUUACUCUGAGACAGCGUAUGCUGAACUUUGUCCAAAAUAUUCAGUACUACAUGAUGUUUGAAGUGAUGGAGCCAGCAUGGCAUAUAAUGGAGAAUAACUUGAAAUCUGCGUCAAACAUUGAUGAUGUGUUGUGCCAUCACACAAGCUUCCUGGAUAACUGUUUGAAAGACUGCAUGUUAACAAACCCAGAGCUGCUCAAGAUCUUCUCCAAGCUGAUGUCUGUGUGUGUCAUGUUCACAAACUGCAUGCAGAGGUUUACCCAGAGUAUGAAAUUAGAUGGUGAGACGAGUCGCCUAACACUGGAACAUGGAACAAUGAGAGGUCCUCCAACACAAAAUGAACGUACUGAGGAAGCUGAAAAGAAAAAGCUCACUUCCAAUUGUUUAUCGGAGCAUGUGGAUGCCCUUCAGUUAUCGGCAGGAUUUGAAGGAACCAUCAACAAGUUUGACAGUAAUUUUUCUACACAUCUGCUGGAUCUGCUGGACAGACUGAGUGUUUACAGUACCAAUGACUGUGAACAUAGUAUGAUCAACAUCAUCUACAGCACAACUGGACUUAAAGUCACUGGAAGGCAAGGCAGACAGGCCUGCUUCAUCCUGCCGCAGAGACUUCAGCCAUCUGUCAGGAUUGGACUUCAAUGGAUUCUACACAGAGCGUCUUGAGCGAAUGUCUGCAGAAAGGAGCCAAAAGAUAGCUCCUCCAGGAGCUUGUAGGGCCCCAUUAUCAACCCAUUAAAUCAUUGAACAUCGCAUGACUGUAAAUAGUGUUUUUAAAGUUAUAAAGAAAAAAGUGGAACACUCAACAUGCAUUUACCUUUUAGUGCAUUAUCACGGGUGUCAUCCCGCAGCUUGCAGGGUAUUUAUUAUCUCUUAAACUGGAUUUGACACUUAAUCUGUUAACCAUAUUUGUGUUUAUUCAAAUGGGAUUUACACUUAAAAAAUAACAUAUUGUCCAAGGCAAUUCUAAUGUGUUCACAAGAUUUCUUGUUGACUGAUAGAAAGGAAGGGACAAGGAAAUCCAAACUGAAGGCUCAAGACACACUCAAAACCUCAUUGCAGGAUGCAAUCUAGUACUCUUUUUAGCUUUUGGGGGAAAAAGUAAUUGUGUUUCUCAUUCCAUUAUUUGGGUUUCUCAAGCCCAGCUGAAUAGCAGUAGCAUCUUAUAUUGUUUUACUCAUUCCUACUUACCAGCAGGUCGUGUUUUCCUUGCUUUAUCCUACUAUUUUGAAGGUUAAAGGCUAAGGUCCUUGUUUAUCGUUUGGAGAUGUCUGCUUCCUCUGUGCCUUGGAAUAUAUUAUUGAGGUUGCUCGACGAACCAGGCCAGCCUUUAGGUCAUCUUGGCUUCCCAAGUAAGCUAUCUUUUCUACAUUUUCUGCUUCAGGUGAACUGAAGUAGGACAUGUAGGGAAAAGGAUUGCCUAUCUUUACCAGUUUUACUUAAAUAGAAUGUUAAAGCAAUUUAGGUAUUUUUUCAGAUGUAUUCAAAUGAAACCAUGCACUUUUUUUUAUUUCAUUUGAUUUUAAAUGUGUGUAUGGUCUUUUUACUGUCAUAGCUUUAGACUGAAGUGAAAAUAAUUACUUUUGUGUCAUGGUGUCUUUCAUCAUGUGCACAUUAUUUUAUCAGUGGUUCUCAAUAAACACCCUCGAGACAUACAUUGUCUUUUUAGUAAGGAUAUAGCAUGCCUGUAUAAGGGUGUGAUACUAGUUUUAAGCUACAGGUGGCGCUAUAAUUCUACAGUACUGUAUCUAAUACAGUAUCUAAUGUGCUUUUCCUUGGAAGUUAAGUUCAAAUGGAUGUGAAAUUACAGGUUUCUGAUUCAAACGGACCCUUGACUGCAACUUUUCCCUUUGUGUCUGUUUAUCAUAAGCACUGUGUCUCAGAACGACUGGGUCGUUAACACUUUCCUUCUCUUAAAUAGAGUUAAUUAAAGGUAAUGUUUAUUUAAUUGAUUCGAUUGUCUGGUAUUCUUAUUUUUGGUGACCUGUGUAAAAUACUUCCCGUAUCAUAUUACUUUUGCAGUUAUUCGCGACGUAGUCUCGCGGGUUCCGUGGGUUUACUGCAAAAAAAUGUAGUUGUGUUUUUUUUUUGUUUUUGGGUUUUUUUUUUUCCCCGGUAAUUAUACACAGUCAUUUUUCCUCCAUUUUGU